Molecule: messenger RNA, 2940 nt
Organism: Plasmodium gonderi
Lineage: Eukaryota; Apicomplexa; Aconoidasida; Haemosporida; Plasmodiidae
Product: mitochondrial intermediate peptidase
Exons: 2
Coding region: 1-2940 (979 amino acids)
Biological process (GO): proteolysis; peptide metabolic process
Cellular component (GO): mitochondrion
Molecular function (GO): metalloendopeptidase activity
Source: RefSeq, a predicted model, not a curated record
AUGAAUCACAAAUCGUACAAUUUGGUUUAUAUAACAUGCAACAGGAGAAUAAUUAAAACAGGAACAUGGAAAUCAUUUUCGAGAAUAAUUCACAGCAGAAAUUUUAAACGGAAUUUCUUUUUCCAAAAUGAUACAGAUAAUUUAAAAGAGAGUUUCAAAUUUUUGGAAAAAAUAAAUUUAAAAAAUUUGGUAAAAAAAGGAAACAAUAAAAGCUGUGUAAAAAGUUUGAAUGAAGAAAAUCAGAAGGGUGCUAACUGUUAUUGCGAAUUAUUAUGUAAAUCUGAGGAAGAAUGUCUUCAAAAGGUAGACAAAUUAAACGAUGACGAUAUAGAACGAGUUGAUAACAUUCUUAAUAAUGUAAACAGCUUUCAGAAAAAGAAGAAGAAAUAUAAGGAGGGGUAUUUAUUAGAACUAAUUGGAAUAAGAAGUAAUGGAGAAAAUAUCACAGAAGCUAGUCUUGCAUGUAUAGGUACAUGUGAUAAUAUAUUAAAAAGAAUGUGCAAAGAGAAAAAUAUAUUUAAAAUUAUAAACAUGGUAGACACGGUCUCCAAUAAUUUAUGUAAGUUAGGAGAUGCAUUAGAAUUGCUGAGAAAUUUACACAAUAACCAAAAAGUCAUAGCCAAGGCACAUGAUGCUAUGGAAAAAUUAACCACUUAUAUAGAUAGAAUUAAUAUUGAUGAACAAAUUUACUAUUUUUUAAAAAAAAAAUAUGAACAACAUGUACAUAUGCUAGAUCGGGAACAUAGAGAAGUUUUACUAAAUAUGAUUAUGUCUAUGGAAAAUCAAGGAGUCCACAUAAAAGAGGAAAAAAAAAAAUGUGAAUAUUUGGAAUUGCAAGCGCAGGAGAAGUAUUUUUCUUUCCACGCUGCAUCCAACUUUUCAAAUGAAUAUGAUGGAUUUUUCAUCCAAAAGAACAAACUCAUGCCUUUUAUUGAUGAACAUGUUAUACAUAAUUACCAACAAAAAAUAAAACCGUUUAUUGAAAGUAAUAGAAUAAAAAUAAACACCACGGAUGAUAUCUGUGAUACUUGUCAAAGUCGUAGAGAUGUGCACAACACAGAUGAAUAUGUGUACUUGCUUCAAGAUAGCCCCUUCAUUAUGACAAUAUUGGAAAAUGUCAAUAAUGAAAACAUAGCAAAAAGAUCACAUGCAUUGCUUAAAAAACCAAAUCAAAUAUUUCUGAAAAACAUAUUAAUAUUACAAUAUUAUAGAAACAUGUUAGCACGUUUUAGAAAUUUUAAAAAUUAUAGUGAAUAUGCUUUAAAAAAUUGUAUCCUAAAUAGCCCAGACAAGGUAAACUAUUUUUUAAAAAAAUUUUUAAACAAAAUUUUGCCUUACUUCUUUGAAGAAUUACAAUUUAUUGAGAAAUACAUCGAUUUGACUUCAUCCAAAUCAAUAAGUGAAAAGGGAACGAGUUUUAAUUUGAGUGCAGUACAUCAUAGUGCGAAUGUCACAGGGGAAGCUAAAAAAAUUGAUUCUCAGAAUAAUAAUCUUGUCGAAAAGGGUAUGCACUCUAAGUUAACCCCAGAAAAUUUGUUCUAUCAUAUGAAUCAAAUAAGAAAAGAAAAACUUAAAAAAAUCGAAGCACAAAUGAAUAACUCUUUACGUCUUUAUGAUGUUAUAAAAUUUGUGAUGAAGCUUUUGAAAAAUUCCUACUCUUUAGAUAUGGUGAACAUUUUGCCAUUAUCAAACGAAUUAUGGGAUGAAAACAUUUUAAAAUUUGAAAUAAAGGAAGGAAAUUACACCUAUGGGUAUUUAUAUAUGGAUUUGUUCGAGAGAGAAAACAAAAGCCAUUCGAUAGCUCAGUACACUGUCCGAUGUUCCAAAAAUAUGAACACAUGUUUGAAGUAUAAAUGGUUUGAGGAUGAUGUCCACAAAUUUCCUUUCUUCUACACAGGGAUAGUAAAGGAUGAUUUAUACAUUUCUACCACGUGUAAUAAUAUAAUUACUGCAGAAUCUAAUAGUGUAAAAAAAAUUGAUACUCAGAAUUGUUCAAAAAUUCGAAAACAAAUUUACCGACAAACUACAUCAACCUUUCUUGUUUGUAACUUUAAUAUAAAUUUAAAUGAUCACGAGGAAACAGAUAGCAAGAGUAAUUCUGCAGAGGGUAAUAUUUUCAUAAAUGAAAAUAUAACCAAAUCACUUGGAAAAAUAAAAAUGUCUAUAGAUAAGGUUAAUAUGUUUGUUCACGAAUUUGGACAUGCAUUACAUUGCAUACUGAGCUCAACAUAUUUGCAGCACUUAUCUGGAAAUCGAGGUGGAGUGGACUUUUCUGAAUUUUCUUCUCAUUUUUUUGAAGAAUAUUUAAACAGUUAUGAUGCUCUCUUAUUAUUGUAUGGGAAGGAAGAAAAAGAAGGAGAUGAUAAAGAAUUGUUGAUAAGAGAAACCACAAAAUCGAUUAUAAAACAGUAUUUGAAAAAUAAAAAUAUUUUAUGCUAUUAUUCCAUCAUGCAGCUUACUAUUCAAUCUAUCAUUGAUCAGAUCUUUUACUGUCUAUCUCAUGAAUCCAGUUCCAUUACUGUACGCAAUGAAUUAAUCGAAAAAGAAAUAAAUACAUACUUUUCUGGAAUUUAUUACAAAAACAUUUUUAUUCUAGAUUUAUUUCCCCAAAUACAUUUUUCCAAAACGACACACCUUGUUCAUUACCCGGCAAAUUACUUCUGCUAUUUGUAUUGCUCCGUUUUAUCCAAAUAUGUUUGGAAUCGGACCUUCAAGGAUAAUUUGAUGAAUCAGGCAAAGGCAGCCGAUAUUGUGAACUUCAUGCGGGGGGGCUCAACUGAUUCAAGCUUAAAAAAUAUCAUUGCUCUUGUUGAAGAAGAUACAACAAAGAUUCAAUACUACACGGAAAAUCCACAGCAUCUUCCACUUGACGAUUUUUUGGAGCAUUACUCCGGGGGAAACAAGAACGAGGAAUAUAAUUCAUUUUUGCAAUCUCUCUAA